Molecule: messenger RNA, 1542 nt
Organism: Miscanthus lutarioriparius
Lineage: Eukaryota; Viridiplantae; Streptophyta; Magnoliopsida; Poales; Poaceae
Source: the annotation of a GenBank genome assembly
AUGGAGUCUACGCCUCUUACAAAUGACGCUGGCCAAAGAGCUCUCCAGAGUUGCCCCAAGCGCCGUGGCUGCCUCGAACCACAACUGCCUGGCGAAGGAACAUUCGACGAUGAUGUGAUCAAUGGUUUCCGGUUCCUGAUCGCACAGGAAGCAGGUGUCGCGUGCAUUGAGCCCAUGCUUUCGUCGUCUGUCCGCUGUCCAUUGUCGGCGGCGAACCACCAGCCAGAGAAACAGCUUGACCUUGAGCGGCGCCCACACCUCCCAAAUCCUGACGCAGCCCAGAAUAGGCCAUUACGGCGCCAUCGCCCAGCCCAACCACUCUUCCGGUCUUCCCACAGGCCACAGCGCAGAGGCACAGCACAGGCCGACAGGCGCAAGCGCAGCGCCGAGGAAAAUCCGAGCUGCCCUGCUGCUGCACAGCGCGGUACAACUGCAACGCCGCUGCUACAAAGGCCACGCCAAAAUCCAAACCCAACCAACCAACCGCGCCGCUCCAGUCUCUUGCGCCUCGCGAUCUGCCGCUGCUCCUUCCUCUCGGCGCUGUGGCUGCGGAGGGCGGCGGCGGCUGGCCGGCGUGAUGAGCGCUGGGAGAUGAGGUGCAAGCUCCACCCUUACGCCAACCCCGUGGGCGUGUGCGCGCCCUGCCUCCGCGACCGCCUCCUCGCGCUCGCCGCCGAGCGCGCCCAGGCCGCCGACGCCAGCAGCGACGGGGGCUGCGGGAGCAGCAGCUGUGGCGGCUCGCCCCCGGCGCCCCUACUACACCUGCCCACGCGGCGGCACCAGCACCAGCACGGCCACGCCGAGGAAAGGGCCGGGGCGGCGUUCCCGCGCUCCGUCUCGCCGUACGUGCAGCACCGACGCUCCGAUGCCUGCGCUUACGCGACCUCCUCCUCCUCGUCCGGGUACCACCAGCACCAGCCGAACCUCCUCUUCUUCCGCACGCCGCAGGUCGGACCGGCCGCCGCCGCCGCGGCCGCCUUUCGCGCCGCCGACGAGCCCGGGGAGGAGACCGGCGGCAAGAGGAAGCAGGCCGCGCCGAGGCGGUCCUUCCUGUCAGCGAUCUUCGGCGGCGGCAGGCGGCACGGACGGGAAGCAGAGGCAGGCAGGAAGGAGCCUCCCCGGCGGUCCACCUCGUGGCUCUCGGCGAUCAUCCGCCGCAAGCGGAGGCCGACCGACUUGCCCGCGGCCGCGUCCUUCCCGGCGCCGCCACGGGCGCAGCAGGACGAGGAGCCUGAGUCCCCCGGAGGCAGCAGCAGCAGCUGGUGGUUCCCCUCGCCGUCGCUGGCCAGACAGCAGCAGCACCGGCGCCGGCACGGCGGCGGCGGCGCUGGCGCGGGCGCCAGCGGGGACGGGAUCUCGGGGUUCGCCGUGUGCCUGAGCCCGCUCGUCCGGCCCAGCUCCGCCGGCGGCCGGCGCCGGUGCCAGCCGCCGGACCCCUCCACGAUGGGAGACAGCCACCGGCGACACGCGUCGGCCGGAGGCGCCGCGUCGUUCGGGCGCAACGCCUCCCGGAAGCUCGCUGAUAUGGGUAGGUUCCGAUGA